Molecule: messenger RNA, 3201 nt
Organism: Cryptomeria japonica (Japanese cedar)
Lineage: Eukaryota; Viridiplantae; Streptophyta; Pinopsida; Cupressales; Cupressaceae
Product: F-box/kelch-repeat protein At1g55270
Exons: 2
Coding region: 694-2022 (442 amino acids)
Molecular function (GO): protein binding
Source: RefSeq, a predicted model, not a curated record
GUGGUGGUUAGGAACAAGUCCAUUGUGUAUUAAGUAUAUUAAUAAUGGAUGAUGCCAAUCUAUUCCAAGGUCUAUUGAGAGGAUUUUAUGUGUAGAUUGAUGGCCUGCAUUUCCAUGACGUAAAUCUAGGGCAGUGAUGGGUUCUCUGUUUCAUGGAAGCCAUGGUCUGAAUGGGGACAAAUAAGAGUUAUGCUUUUUUAAAGAAACAAAUAAAACAUUAUGAUUACCCCCACCUGAUUAAAAAAAAGUACUUAGCUGUGGUGUUUUUACUUUUGCUGUUGCUGCUGCUUUUUCUUCAAUGAUAUGUGCCCAUUGUCCACUACAAUUUGCCUUUCUUGAACUCUGAUCUCUCUGACAAACACUGGAAUCUGGGUACCCAUUUCAUCCAAGUCCGCAGAAUUCAUAACAACCCAAAGUUUUUAUUGUCCCUGAAUGGUAUAUAUCGCACACCCACUUGGUGUAAAUCUGUCUGGAAAGGGGGAAAGUGUCACAUCUGCUAUUUGAAGGUCAAUGCAAUACGAUUACUGUUGAUGGUGUGGAUUAAAAAAUGUAUAUAGGGCCAUGGAUGGCUGAGUAUUAAUCAUUUUGGGCCAUUGGGCUUGUGGGUCAUUAAAGGGCAGCGCGGAUGUUGAUCUGCUUCUAAUGGGGCUGGUAGUUGGUGAGAUUCAUAUGGGUGCGCUGUUCUUGCUCUGAAUGCAAUUGGGUUUUGCUUGGUAUCAAAUGAAGGUGACAGAGACUAAUAUGCAGCGUGGGAUUCAGCCUCCUCUGGUUGACACUGCCGCAUGCUAUUGCAGGGUAGAUGCAAGCCUUAAAACUGUUGCAGGGGCAAAGAAAUUUGUUCCAGGAUCAAAGCUUUGUAUCCAGCCAGACAUUAAACCAUCUAUUCGAGCAUCCAAAGGCAAGGCCAUACGGGGAGAAAAAAACAAAGUCCCAUCUGCUUUGAUACCUGGUCUUCCUGAUGACUUAGCAAUAGCUUGCUUAAUCCGUGUUCCUCGUGUUGAACAUAGGACUCUUCGCCUUGUCUGCAAGAGAUGGUACCGCAUACUGGCAGGAAACUUUUUCUAUUCUUUGAGAAAGAACCUUGGCAUGGCUGAGGAGUGGAUCUAUGUGAUGAAGCGUGAUCGAGAUGGGCGUAUAUCAUGGCAUGCGUUUGAUCCCAUCUACCAGCUUUGGCAACCUCUUCCACCUGUUCCAGGGGAGUAUUGUGAGGCUCUUGGGUUUGGGUGUGCUGUUCUAAGUGGAUGCCACCUUUACUUAUUUGGGGGUAAAGAUCCCUUAAAGGGAUCAAUGAGACGAGUUGUCUAUUAUAGUGCAAGAACCAAUAAAUGGCACCGGGCACCAGACAUGUUACGGAGGAGACAUUUCUUUGGUUCCUGUGUAAUAAACAACUGUUUGUAUGUUGCAGGUGGAGAGUGUGAAGGAAUCCAGCGGACCUUGAGGUCAGCAGAAGUUUAUGACCCCAAUAAGAAUAGGUGGUCAUUUAUUUCAGACAUGAGUACAGCCAUGGUUCCAUUCAUUGGAGUUGUGUAUGAAGGAAGAUGGUUCUUGAAAGGUCUUGGAUCUCAGCGUCAAGUCAUGAGUGAAAUGUAUGUUCCUGCAACCAAUCACUGGUCCCCAGUGCAUGAUGGCAUGGUUCAAGGCUGGCGCAAUCCCAGUGUCUCUCUCAAUGGCCAGCUAUAUGCUUUGGACUGCAGGGAUGGUUGCAAAUUGAGAGUCUAUGAUAAUUCUUCCGACUCAUGGAGCAAGUAUGCAGAUAGCAAGCUACACCUGGGAAAUUCCCGUGCUUUGGAGGCAGCGGCUCUACUUCCCUUGAAUGGGAAACUUUGUAUAAUUAGAAACAAUAUGAGUAUCACAGUAGUUGAUGUGACAAAAGCUGAUGAUGUGGCAAAGAAUGGUCAGCUUUGGGAAACCAUUGCUGGAAAAGGCCAAUUUAAAACAUUUGUGACAAAUUUGUGGUCAAAUAUUGCAGGAAGAAAUCGACUGAAGAGCCACAUUGUCCACUGCCAAGUACUUCAAGCAUAGUAAAUAAUACACCCAUUUAUUUACUUCACAGUUGUAACAUCUACAAGGUCUUCUAACUUUUUUCUAACAAACCCAUUGAGUAGAUGUUAGCCAGAGGUUGCCAAUAUAGUCUCGAAGCCAUAUAUAGUUGUAUAUGGUUCAAGUUCUAUAUACAAGUUAUGGGUGUUGUCUGUUGCAAUCGUUGUUAGAUCUGUUUAGGGGAUCACUACUGCAAUGUAGAGUUGCUGAAAAUGUAAGGCAGUCUCUUCAAAAGUUUCUGAUACCAAAUAGGAAGCCUUCUGAUCAAAUUCAAUGUUGUUUCUAUGAAAAUUUUUACAUUUUCCAGGUUAUCGAACCUUGAACCUAGAAGUAAAUCACAGAAAGUGCCUUACUUAUGCACUUGGAUUAGCACCAACUACAUCGAGAUCAAUAUUAACAUCAGGAGGUUUUUGCUGACAACGGUAGACCAGAAGUGGAGGCAAAAGAGGCUGUAAUCAGAUGUUCGCAGUAUCAGGAUGCAUUUGGCCUAUUCAUUAAGAUCUGUGGUUGAUGUCUUAUAAAUAGAAUAAAAGUGGAUUCCUGUAUGGUCUUGUUUUACGUCACCAGUUUGCAUUUAUAGAUUUGGUGAAAAAGGCAGUGCUUCCUCAAAUGGCAGAUGAUAUGAAGUAUGGAAAAAGAAAGAUAAUCGAAUCAAUAAGUGAUGAUGAUUCGUGGAAUUGGUCAAAAUCAACUGGUAAUUGUGUGCCCUUAACAGUGAAGUGUCUGGAAAGAAGAAAGUUGGAACAAUGGAGAGACGUUGAGCUUGUUUGAAUCUGUAUCAGUACAGAUCAAUAUGCAACAGGUUAAUUUUAUUUAAAAUAUUAUUACGAUUGUACACAUGUAAAUUUAUUAGACUCCAUUAAAGAGACCAUACAAAAGAAUUGAAAGGGUUCUGGAGGCUUUUGUUAGCCUUAUGUGGGUGCAUGGGUGAUUAAAUUUCAAGUUAGCACAUAGGUGCUUUCAGGAACUCCCAUCUUUCCUGGGCUUCACAGGAUGGAGAGGCAUCUGCAAGUAUUCAGGAGGUGACGUUCCAUGUUCCGAUGGCAAUUUUUGAUAUGUAUCAUUACAUUUUUCUCUGAAAAUUUUAUUUGUGAUAGUUUGAUGUUGUAUUAAUUAUUUGAAUAUAGUAAGAAAUGAAUCUUUUGCUAGUUCAUUCCUCAA